Arachis stenosperma is the source of this 537-nucleotide messenger RNA. RefSeq lists its product as uncharacterized. The transcript has a single exon. NCBI's taxonomy places the organism in Eukaryota, Viridiplantae, Streptophyta, Magnoliopsida, Fabales, Fabaceae. The coding region runs from base 1 to 537 and encodes 178 amino acids. The record is from RefSeq and is a predicted model, not a curated record.
AUGAACGGUCCACAACUCCCUAUAAAGACUGGCACUGAUGGUGUUGUCACUCCCAAGUCUGAAGCUGAAUGGAAUGAAGUUGAACAGAAUGAAGAUGACAAGAAAAAGGUGGAACUCAAUGCCAGAGCUAUCAACAUGCUAAACUGUGCAAUCAGUUUUGAGGAAUACCGAAAAGUUUCAAAAUGCAAAACAACAAAGCAGAUCUGGGAUAAGCUUCAAGUCACACACGAAGGCACUACUCAAGUCAAGCAAACCAGAAUUGACAUGCUAUAUAAAGAAUAUGAGAUGUCCUCUAUAAAGAAAGGAGAGUCCAUUGAUGAUAUGUUUGAAAGGUUCUCUAUCAUCAUUAACGGCUUAGAUGCUAUAGGGAUUACAGACUCUGAACAAGUGCUAGUGAGGAAGGUCCUAUGGAGUCUUACUAAAGAGCGAAAAACUAAGGCUGCUGUCAUAUCUGAGAGCAGUAACCUUAGUCAAAUGACUUAUGAUGAGUUGAGAGAAAAACUACUUGCUUACGAAAUCACUCACUUAAAAAAAUGA